Molecule: messenger RNA, 676 nt
Organism: Teleopsis dalmanni
Lineage: Eukaryota; Metazoa; Arthropoda; Insecta; Diptera; Diopsidae
Product: acetylcholine receptor subunit beta-like 2
Exons: 4
Coding region: 1-528 (175 amino acids)
Biological process (GO): chemical synaptic transmission; nervous system process; monoatomic ion transmembrane transport
Cellular component (GO): neuron projection; membrane; synapse
Molecular function (GO): neurotransmitter receptor activity; extracellular ligand-gated monoatomic ion channel activity; transmembrane signaling receptor activity
Source: RefSeq, a predicted model, not a curated record
AUGACACGUAAGAAAAUAAGAAAUGUCACGUUGAUGACAAAGGCUACACUAAAAUAUACCGGUGAAGUAUUUUGGGAACCACCCGCAAUUUACAAAUCAUCUUGCGAAAUGAAUGUCGAGUAUUUCCCAUAUGAUGAACAGAUAUGCUUCAUGAAAUUUGGUUCAUGGACUUAUAAUGGCGCACAGGUGGAUUUGAAGCAUUUGGAUCAGGUUCCUGGCAGUAAUCUAGUGCAAAUUGGAAUUGAUUUAAGCGAAUUUUAUUUAUCAGUCGAAUGGGAUAUCCUUGAAGUUCCUGCUACUAAAAAUGAAGAAUAUUACCCCGAUACAUUGGAACCAUUUUCAGAUAUAACUUUCAAGCUAACAAUGCGUCGUAAAACACUUUUUUACACUGUCAACUUAAUAGUACCGUGUGUUGCUCUAACGUUCCUUACAGUGUUGGUGUUUUAUUUGCCUAGCGAUUCCGGCGAGAAGGUAAGUUCGUUCCGUAUGUGCUGGAAUAAGAGUGUGGCAUUACUGUUUCCUGUCUGAAUUUAUUGCAUGUCGCUGCUCUAAUGUUCGUUCUUUGUAUUUUAUUGUGUUCUGUUAUGUUAUUUUGACUAUCUUCUUGCUAUAAACUAGAAAUUAAUUUCAAUCCUUCAAUUUUCCUUAUAGAAUUUUUUUUUUAAUUUCGCUAUUG